GAUGAAAAAAUGGCAGCCACGCUGUUACCAACGGGUCCUGAUGGCUUACGGCAGUUCACUUGCGAAUCCUUGGCUGCCCUGGAGCAGAGGAUUGCGGAAGAGCAGGCCAAGAAUGCCAAGGAUUGCCACAAGAGUCUCAAGAACACAGAGCCAGCCAAACCCAGUGCUGACCUGGAGGCGGGCAAGCAGCUGCCGCGCAUCUACGGUAGCGUCCCUACAGAACUUAUUGGGAUACCGCUGGAAGACAUCGAUUCCUUUUACUUCAAGAACCACAGGACUUUUAUAGUACUUAACAAAGGCAAUACCAUCUUCAGAUUCAGUGCCACAUCUGCACUUUAUAUAUUUAGUCCUUUUCACUUCAUCAGAUCUAUCGCCAUAAGGGCUUUAGUCCACUCAUUGUUCAGCCUCUUCAUAAUGUUCACUAUACUCACCAACUGUUUCUUCAUGGCGAUGUCUGAUCGCACGUGGGCCAAAUACUUAGAAUAUACUUUCACAGCCAUCUACACAUUUGAGUCAGCAAUAAUAUUAGCGAGGGGGUUCUGUGUUGAUUCGUUCACCUUCCUGAGAGACCCUUGGAACUGGCUGGAUUUCACUGUCAUCGUCAUGGCAUAUGUGACAGAGUUUGUAGACCUCGGAAAUGUCUCUGCACUGAGAACCUUCAGAGUACUACGAGCACUGAAAACCAUCUCAGUUAUUCCAGGUCUAAAGACCAUUGUUGGUGCUCUGAUCCAGUCUGUGAAGAAGCUGGCUGACGUGAUGGUCCUGACUGUGUUCUGUCUCAGUGUGUUUGCCCUGAUUGGCCUCCAGCUUUUCAUGGGGCUCUUGCGACAGAAGUGCGUCCGCAGUGUUGUGCACUGUGUCAAUUCCUCUUCUAACCCCAGCUCUUCUUUCAUCUGCAACAACAGAACCUGGAGCUCCACAGCAGAGUUCCUCAGCAGUGAAGAUAAUUUUUACAAAGUCGAAGGAGCAAAGGAUGCCUUAAUAUGUGGAUAUGGAAGCGAUGCAGGGAAAUGUCCAGAUGGAUUUGAAUGCCUAAAAGUAGGGAGAAAUCCAAACUAUGGCUACACAAGUUUUGAUACCUUCAGCUGGGCUUUUCUGGCCCUGUUCCGACUCAUGACGCAGGACUGUUGGGAAAAAUUGUUUCACCAGACUCUGCGCUCAGCUGGGAAGACCUACAUGAUUUUCUUUGUGCUGGUAAUCUUUUUGGGCUCCUUCUACCUCGUCAACUUAAUCCUGGCCGUUGUGGCCAUGGCUUAUGAGGAGCAGAAUCAGGCCACCAUUGCUGAGGCCUGGCAGAAAGAGAAGGAGUUUCAGAUGGCAAUGGAACACCUCCGCAGAGAACAAAGAUUGGCAGCUAAAAGACAAGCACAUGAGACGGACUCUGUGUUGUCGCCGGAGUUGUCUGCGUUGUGUAUGAAGGCAGGAAACAUACGGCGAAGCAGCAGCAGACAGCGGAGAUCUCACAGGACCUUAUCAGCCGAAACAACGGAGGAGGUGGAUGAAGAUCAGGUUGAUCCGCUGGAGGAGCCAAUGCCUCCUCUGUCUCCUUUGCCAGUCCACCCUCUGCUGGCCACCUUCUCCUCUCACCCACUCAGCACAAGAAGACCAAGUCAGAACAGCAUUUUCAGCACUUUUCGUGCACGAAACAACUCAGAGGGUGACUUUGGGGAUGAUGAGUACAGCAAUUACGGGGACCCGUUCAGGAGUCGCGCCAGUUCAACAGCGACAGCAUGGAAGAAGAGGACAGGUAGCGUGCACAGCCACUGCUCCCAAGUCCUCAGUCCCAGCCACAACAUCAACGGCCGAUUCAACUUUUCCCUCGACCAGAACGGAGUCACCACAGUGAGCCUGCACAUCCCCACCUCCACCACCGCUUACAGCAUAGAAAAGGUCAAAGAUGACACACCCAUAUGUGAGGACACGGUUCCAAGAACGGUUCCCCAGCCUUCCCCAGCAGUGAUCGAGCCCCCAGUGCACAGGAAAAGAGGCAUGAGCUCUAUUAGCUUUCUCAGUGAUGCCAUGGAUGAACUGGAGGAGUCGAGGCAGAAAUGCCAUCCGUGCUGGUUGACAUUUGCCAAGAAGUAUCUGAUAUGGAACUGCUGCCCCUGGUGGCUGAUGAUGAAGGAGUGGAUCAAAUUCAUGGUGAUGGAUCCUUUCCUGGAUUUGGGUAUCACCAUAUGCAUUGUGCUUAACACCCUGUUCAUGGCACUGGAGCAUUACCCUAUGACUGAUGAGUUCAGCACAAUGCUCUCGGUUGGCAAUCUGGUUUUUACAGGAAUCUUUACAGCUGAGAUGGUGCUGAAGGUGAUUGCUUUGGACCCUUACUACUACUUCCAGCAGGGCUGGAACAUCUUUGAUGGCAUCAUUGUGUGCCUCAGUCUGAUGGAGUUGGGCCUCUCAAAUGUAGAGGGUCUGUCUGUCCUUCGCUCAUUCAGAUUGUUAAGAGUCUUCAAGCUGGCCAAAUCCUGGCCCACACUCAACACUCUCAUACAAGAAUCAUCGGCACUCAGUGGGCGCCUUGGGCAAUUUGACACUUGUGCUGGACAUCAUGUCUUCAUCUUUGCUGUGGUGGGCAUGCAGCUGUUUGGGAAGAACUAUCAAGACUGCGUGUGUAAGAUCUCCAUUGAUUUCAGCCUGCCUCGGUGGCACAUGAAGGACUUCUUCCACUCCUUCCAUGUGUUCCGAGUACUGUGUGGAGAGUGGAUCGAGACGAUGUGGGAUUGGAUGGAAGUAGCUGGGCAGCUCUGCAUCCUUGUGUUCAUGUUGGUCAUGGUCUUGGGAAUUUGUGUUGUGCUGAACCUUUUUCUGGCCCUGCUCCUCAGCUCCUUCAGCUCUGACAACCUCUCGGCUCCUGAUGAAGAUGGUGAUUUGAAUAACAUCCAAAUCGCCAUCGCACGCAUUCAUUCUGGCAUCUCCUUGUUCCUCAGAAACAUCGUUGACCUCUUCAGCAACUUCAGGCACCGACAACAGAAGGCAAAGGAAGCCAGUCAGGCCAUCACGCUGGUUGACAAUCAUGUGGAAAGCAACGGCGGGAUUUUUACCCACUACGGAGAGAAGUACAGAGAGAAGUACAUUCUACCAGAGCAGGACAGCUACCUGACUAAUUCCACCUUGACUGUCAUUGUUCCAAUUGCACCAGGAGAAUCAGAUAUGGAAUUUCUUGAGGAGGAGCAACUAUCAGAGUUGUCAGAAGAUGAGGAAAACAAACUGCAGAAGAUCAGCUUCUCAGAGGGCAGCACAGUGGAUCUGAGGAAUCCUGGAGAUGAGGUGGACAAUUUAUCUGCUUUUGCUGAAGAUAAAAUGGAACCAGAGGAAUGUUUCCCAGAAAUGUGCGUGAGACACUGUCAGUGCUGUGACAUCAAUACCAGCCGUGGACUCGGACAGGCCUGGUGGAGGUUGAGGAAGACGUGCUAUCAAAUUGUGGAGCACAGCUGGUUUGAGACCUUCACCAUCUUCAUGAUCCUGCUUAGCAGCGGCGCUCUGGCAUUUGAAGACAUCUACAUUGAGCAGAGAAAAGUCAUAAAGGUGGUGUUGGAGUAUGCAGACAAGGUCUUCUCAUAUAUCUUCGUACUUGAGAUGUUCCUUAAGUGGAUUGCGUAUGGUUUCAAGAAGUAUUUCACCAACUACUGGUGCUGGCUGGACUUUCUUAUUGUGGAUGUGUCCUUAAUAAGCCUGAUGGCAAAUUCUCUUGGUUAUUCUGACUUUUCUGCCAUUAAGUCACUGAGGACCCUCCGAGCUCUGAGACCUCUGAGAGCUCUGUCUAGAUUUGAAGGCAUGCGGGUGGUCGUGAAUGCUCUCAUAGGAGCCAUACCAUCCAUCAUGAAUGUGCUGCUUGUGUGUCUUAUCUUCUGGCUCAUCUUCAGCAUCAUGGGAGUCAAUCUGUUUGCCGGGAAAUUUGGGAAGUGUGUGAACAGAACAGGCUUCAUCCACAGUGUCUUGAUGAUCAACAACAAGUCAGACUGCCUAGCCAUGAAUGACACACAAUUCUACUGGACGAAAGUGAAGGUCAACUUCGACAAUGUAGGACUUGGAUAUCUCUCCCUUCUGCAAGUGGCUACAUUUAAAGGAUGGAUGGAAAUCAUGCACGCGGCUGUUGAUUCAAGAGGAGUGGAGGAACAGCCAGUCAGAGAAAUCAACCUCUACAUGUACCUGUAUUUUGUUGUCUUCAUCAUAUUUGGCUCCUUCUUCACUCUCAAUCUCUUCAUCGGUGUCAUUAUUGACAAUUUCAAUCAGCAGAAAAGAAAGUUAGGUGGACAGGAUAUCUUUAUGACCGAAGAGCAGAAGAAGUACUAUAAUGCGAUGAAGAAGCUGGGAUCCAAAAAACCUCAAAAACCAAUCCCAAGGCCUACGAACAUUUUCCAAGCCUUCUUCUUUGACCUUGUAUCCAAACAAGCCUUCGACAUCAUGAUCAUGAUGCUCAUCAUUGUUAACAUGGUGACCAUGAUGGUGGAAACCGAUGAGCAGUCGCCACAAACAGAGUCCAUCCUCAACAGGAUCAACCUCGUCUUCAUCGUGAUCUUCGCGACCGAAUGCCUGAUUAAGAUCUUUGCCCUCCGUUGUUAUUUCUUCACAGUAGCAUGGAACAUCUUUGACUUUGUGGUGAUCAUUCUUUCUAUCAUAGGGAUUGUUCUUGCAGAUAUCAUUGAGAAGUACUUUGUAUCUCCGACCCUAUUUCGAGUCAUCAGACUGGCUAGGAUAGGACGAGUGCUUCGACUUAUACGUGCAGCCAAAGGAAUAAGGACUUUACUCUUUGCCUUAAUGAUGUCCAUGCCAGCGUUGUUUAACAUUGGCCUCCUGCUGUUCCUCGUCAUGUUCAUCUAUGCUAUUUUUGGAAUGGCAAAUUUUGCCUACAUCAAAAAACAAGAUGGGAUUGAUGACAUGUUUAACUUUGAGACCUUUGGGAAUAGCAUGAUCUGCCUUUUUCAGAUCAGUACCUCGGCAGGCUGGGACAACCUUCUGAGCCCGAUAAUGUCAAGCCCCCCUGAGGAGUGUGACAUUAACUUUGUUAAUACAGGCACUAAUACCCGGGGAAACUGUGGCAACCCCUCGGUAGGAAUAGCUUUCUUUGUCAGUUACAUAAUCAUAUCUUUUCUCAUUGUGGUGAAUAUGUAUAUAGCUAUAAUUCUGGAGAACUUCAGUGUUGCCACAGAGGAAAGCACAGAGCCACUGAGUGAGGAUGACUUUGAGAUGUUUUACGAAGUGUGGGAGAAGUUUGAUACUGAGGCCACCCAGUUCAUUGAGUUUUCCAUGCUGUCAAACUUCGCAAACACUCUUUCUGAGCCUUUACGCAUUGCCAAGCCCAACAUGCUCAAGUUGAUUUCCAUGGACCUUCCAGUGGUCAGUGGGGAUAGGAUCCACUGCCUGGAUAUCCUGUUUGCCUUCACCAAGCGAGUCCUGGGAGAGUCUGGUGAGAUGGAUGCUCUCAAGCAGCAAAUGGAGGAGAAAUUCAUGACUACCAACCCCUCUAAAGUUUCUCAUGAGCCCAUCACUUCCACAUUCCGCCACAAAAUGGAGGAGGUGUCCGCUAUCAUCAUCCAGAGGUGUUAUAGGAGGCAUCUAGUGUGCCGACAGAUGAAACAGGCAUCCUACCUCUACAGACAAAUCAACUAUGAAACUGUGGUGGAUGUGGAGAAUGCCCCAGAAACAGAGGGCUUGAUAGCAUCCAUGAUACAGCACUAUGGACCCGUUAUCAUGGAGGAUACACAGACAGUGGAGGCGACCCUGAUGUCCUCACCACCAUCUUAUGACAGUGUGACAAGAGCAGUAUGUGACCUGCCAGAGAGUAUGGCAUUAGUAUCUAAAGACUCUGAACCAGGGAAGCCUGGCCUUUCCAGUGAUGGCUAUGAGGAUACUUUUCUCUGAGACUUGACUGUGUGGAGAGCAUUUG
Messenger RNA from Thalassophryne amazonica, 5887 nucleotides. RefSeq names its product sodium channel protein type 4 subunit alpha B-like. Gene Ontology annotation, biological process: neuronal action potential; sodium ion transmembrane transport; membrane depolarization during action potential. Gene Ontology annotation, cellular component: plasma membrane; axon; voltage-gated sodium channel complex. The record is from RefSeq and is a predicted model, not a curated record. NCBI's taxonomy places the organism in Eukaryota, Metazoa, Chordata, Actinopteri, Batrachoidiformes, Batrachoididae. Gene Ontology annotation, molecular function: voltage-gated sodium channel activity.